Molecule: messenger RNA, 1602 nt
Organism: Lacerta agilis (Sand lizard)
Lineage: Eukaryota; Metazoa; Chordata; Lepidosauria; Squamata; Lacertidae
Product: glucose-dependent insulinotropic receptor-like
Exons: 1
Coding region: 408-1454 (348 amino acids)
Biological process (GO): G protein-coupled receptor signaling pathway
Cellular component (GO): membrane
Molecular function (GO): G protein-coupled receptor activity
Source: RefSeq, a predicted model, not a curated record
AACAAGGCUGCACUGCCUGCCCCAGGUGUUUUCCCCCUCCUCCUCAAGCCAACGAGUUCACUGUGCCUGAAGCCUUCAUGCAUCUUCAGACACAUCUCUGCCAGGUGAUAAAGAAAAGCCUAUAUUCACAAAGGGGAAAAGAACUCGGAAGCUACAGUGAUGCUGGCAAUCUCUCUCAAUGGCAAGCAUUUCCCAGCGGUUUGAAAAGAACCACCUGAUCAGCAGAGCCGAGCCAAUGGAUUCUAGACACUGGAUCAUCACUUCUUGCUGCUGUCACUUGUACCAGUUUCUCAACGGUAGUAUUUUUCCUCCCAGCCUGAUGUCGCCUCUUGUGGAUUGAUUGUAAGUUGCGUAGGCAAGGCAUAUGUUUUAAACCCGGUAGUUUCCACUGCUGCUUCUCAAAGAAGAUGCCGGAUACGUUGUGUACAGUGCUACAUACCUUCUUAAGCGUCUUCAUCCCAUCAUCCAACCUCUUGGUGAUCAUAGUCAUCUGUCAGCUGAGAAAGAAGAAACCAAGCAGAAACUAUGUCUUCAUCCUUAACUUGGCAGCUGCUGAUCUGCUGGUUGGUGUGAUGUGCAUUGGGGAAGCUUUGGAUGAUGCAACAGAUGCGCUAUUUGACCGAAAUCUGUUUCUUUGUCUCUUGCGGAUCUGCAUGAGCAUCACUCCUUGCAUUGGGUCCAUUCUCACCUUGCUUUUGGUUUCUCUGGACAGGUACUUGGCAGUGAAGUUGCCACUUCAUUACCCUACACUUAUGAGCAAGAAACCUAUAGUCUUCUCUCUUGUUGUCCUGUGGAUGGUUUCCUCCUUGGUGGGACACAUGCCACUUAUUUUCUCACAACUUCAACAGAGUGAACUCUCAGGUAGCUGUGGGGUCCUGGCAGCAGCCAAGAGUGACUACCUGUACAUAAUCUGCUUUGGCAUCUACAUCCCUGCCUUGCUGACCUUGGUCUGUUUACAUAUCUCGGUGGGGAGGAUUGCUUAUCUUCAUCAGAAGCAGAUCCAGCGUGUCUGCUUGCACCCAGAUACCCCUACUGCUCCUCUCCGCCAUUUCAAAGCUCUGAGGACAGUCCUCAUUGUGAUUAUCUGUUUUGUCCUCUUCUGGACCCCUUAUUAUGUAACUGCCAUUGUGAAAGCUACUUGUACCUCCUGCAUCCUGAGCUCACAGCUGAAGGAUUUGUUAUUCAUUUUAGGAGAAGCCAAUUCUCUGAUAAAUCCUUUUAUCUAUUCGCUAUACAGCAAGGAUAUAAGAAACCAGUUGGUCAAAAUGAUGAAGUGUAAGGGAAAGGGACAAAUAAAACCCCACAGGUCUAACAGGUUGGCAGUGACCCAUUUCAACAUCGUAAACCAAAGUGACUUACCCUGCGGAGGAGCCACAAGACAAAAUUCAUCUGGGGAUCAACCGCCCAAAUCUCCUCCCUUCAACAAUUUCAGAGGAGUAUUCACCAUUUCUUGAUCCAAGGCGGAAGAGAGAAAACCCACCAUAAAGCAGGUGGAAAGCUUAUUGUGUGCUGAUCAUCAGUAAAAAAAGGUAAUGCAAAAAAAGUCCAAAUGUGCAGUCAAGUUUUCUGAACUAAGGUUUGGGCUUCCUAUUCUAUCUAUUC